Messenger RNA from Jaminaea rosea, 2218 nucleotides. Its product is annotated as putative NOG1-nucleolar G-protein required for 60S ribosomal subunit biogenesis. Gene Ontology annotation, biological process: ribosomal large subunit biogenesis. Gene Ontology annotation, molecular function: GTP binding; RNA binding; GTPase activity. The transcript is spliced from 2 exons. Lineage: Eukaryota; Fungi; Basidiomycota; Exobasidiomycetes; Microstromatales. Gene Ontology annotation, cellular component: nucleolus. The record is from RefSeq and is a predicted model, not a curated record. The coding region runs from base 83 to 2218 and encodes 711 amino acids.
AGCAGCUUUCCGCUUUCUCUCGUGUGCUCCUCAUCAUCACCACCACCACCACCACUCUCUCCCUCCCUCAAUCGCCGUCAUCAUGUCGGUGCUCAAGCCGAGCAUCGCUCCCGUGCCCUCGGCGGCCGACUUCCUCGACAUCGUCUUGAGCAAGACGCAGAGGAAGACGCCCACUGUCAUCCACCCGGGCUACAAGAUCACCCGUAUCAGAGCAUUCUAUAUGCGCAAGGUCAUGUUCACAAAGGACACGAUCAACGAGAAGCUCGAUGCCAUGAUUCAGGAGUUCCCCAUCCUCGACGAUGUGCACCCAUUCACCUCGUCGCUCAUGAAUGUCCUCUACGACAAGAAUCAUUACAAGCUUGCGUUGGGCCAAAUCAAUACUGCUCGCCACUUGGUCGAGCAAGUCGCAAAGGACUACGUCCGCCUGAUCAAGUUCGGAGACUCCCUCUAUAGAUGCAAGCAGCUUAAACGCUCUGCCAUGGGUCGCAUGGCUACCAUCAUCCGCCGUCAAAAGGACCCCCUCGCCUACCUCGAGCAAGUCCGUCAGCACAUCUCGCGUCUCCCCUCCAUUGACCCCUCGACCCGCACGCUCCUCAUCUGCGGUUACCCCAAUGUCGGCAAGUCAUCCUUCAUCAACAAGGUGACUCGUGCAGACGUCGAUGUGCAGCCGUACGCCUUCACAACCAAGUCUCUCUUCGUGGGUCACAUGGACUACAAGUACCUGAGAUGGCAGGUAGUCGACACGCCUGGUAUCUUGGACCACCCUCUCGAAGAGAUGAACACCAUUGAGAUGCAGUCCAUUACUGCGCUUGCUCACUUGCGAGCUGCUAUUCUCUAUUUCAUGGAUCUGUCCGAGCAGUGUGGCUACACGGUCGAGGCCCAGGUACAGCUCUUCAAUUCCAUCAAGCCCCUCUUCGCCAACAAGCCCACGAUUCUCGCCCUCAACAAGUCGGAUGCUAUGCGUUUGAGCGAUCUUGACGACUCGAGGGCGGCACUUGUGCGCAGCAUCGUUGAUGACCCGAGCAGCAACGUCAUCUUGUGUGAAAUGAGCACCUACAGUGAAGAGGGUGUCAUCGAGGCCCGAGACAAAGCCUGUGAUGCCCUUCUGGAGAUGCGCGUGGAGCAAAAGACCCGUGGCCCCAAAGGCAAUGCCAUUCUCUCCCGCCUACAUGUUGCCCAGCCGCAAAAGCGAGACGACGUGGAGCGCAAGCCCUUCGUCCCCGCCGGCCAUGCCGACCGCAAGAAGUACGACCGCAAUGACCCGGAGCGCCGCCACACGGAGCGCGACAUUCAGGAGGCGCAUGGCGGUGCGGGCGUGCACAGCAUCGACUUCAAAAAGAACUACAUCCUCGACGACGACUCAUGGAAGUACGACGUCAUGCCUGAGAUCCAAGGAGGAAAGAACAUUGCCGACUUUGUCGAUCCGGACAUUCUGGAGCGUCUGGACGCCCUCGAGCGCGAAGAGGAGAAAUUGGAGGCCGACGGAUUCUACGACGAUCUGGAGGGACCCGAGGAGCCGGAAGACGAAGAGGAUCGUGAGAUUCGUGAAGCGGCAGAGGCCAUUCGUGCUCGUCAGUUGAGGGCGAAGGCGUUGAGUCAGGACAAGAACAAGCAGAAGAACUUGAGCAGGCUGCCGAGGAAGAUGCAGACUAGAACCAUGAGCGAGAUGAGCGAAAAGCUCAAGGCGAUCGGGAUUGAUCCGAGCUCCAUUGAGGCGAGGGCGCAGCUGCUUGCCAAGGCCAAGGGGAUGCCGUCUGCUACAGGCAAGCGCGGGCGUGGCGGGGACGAGGAUGAAGAGAUGGACGACGAUGAGGAGGACGAGGAAGCGCAGUGGGAGGACGAGGACGGCUCAAUGGAGGUGGAUGACCCCGACGCCUCGACCUCUUCCCGCCACAAGAAGCUCAAGUCCUCUUCUGGCACACCGAUCACCCGCGCAAUCAUCGCCCGCAAUGCUGCCUCUGGGCUUGGCAGCACGACUAAGUCCGGCGGCCACCCAUCAGCGCGUGCAGGCCCCGUCAGGCGUCCGACUCGCAAUCGUCAGACGGAGGGCUUGCCCACGCAAGAGGUGCAGGACAAGGUCAGGUCACUCAAUGAUCUCUCGUUGCGUGACAGGAACAGGAACGCAAAGGCGGGAGAGAGUGACAGGGCGAUCAAGGAGAAGAAGCCAAAGUGGUUGUUGGCAGGGAAGCGCAAGCAAGGCACGACGAGGAGCCGCUAA